This is a messenger RNA of Rhinichthys klamathensis goyatoka, 6173 nucleotides long. RefSeq names its product ubiquitin protein ligase E3B (gene ube3b). Gene Ontology annotation, biological process: protein polyubiquitination; ubiquitin-dependent protein catabolic process. Bases 222 to 3431 code for a protein of 1069 amino acids. Gene Ontology annotation, molecular function: protein binding; ubiquitin protein ligase activity. Lineage: Eukaryota; Metazoa; Chordata; Actinopteri; Cypriniformes; Leuciscidae. The record is from RefSeq and is a predicted model, not a curated record. The transcript has 27 exons.
AAAUGUUCAUCCGGAAGUAUUACGAUGUUACACCGUUAAUGGAUUAGAGCUGCGGUGUCUGGGUCGCUCUUUUGUUUACAUCACUUUUCCAUUUAUUCUCAAACGCUCAGAGUCCAAUGGAUAUGCAGAACAACACGCAUGGAUAUGUGAUAGUAUUCAUGUGACCAGUGGAAGCAGAAGCAUUACUAGUCACUGCAUUAGGGCAAGUUAAGAGUGAGAACAUGUUCACCGCUACCCAAACGUCCAAAACCCAGUUCCUGGAUAAAGCCAGGAUAGCACGGGAGGAACGGAAAGGUUAUAAGGAGAAAGAGAGAGCUGCUACACAAAUCCAGGCUCUGGUCAGAAGAUUCCUCUGCCGUUGCAGGUUGCAAAGGGAAAUCAGGAAAGAGGUUGAUGAUUUCAUUGCAGUCAGUGAUGCAGGUUCAACAAAAAGAAAUGCAUUAUCCAUCUUCAAAAUUGCAAGAAAAUUGUUAUUUAUAUUGAGCAAGGAUGACAAGUUGAGAUUUGAGAAGUUGUGUAGAAUCAUACUAAGUAGCAUGGAUGUUGAGAAUGAACCUAAAGUAUGGUAUGUAUCUCUGGCCCUUUCAAAAGAUCUCACCAUCCCCUGGCUAAAACAGAUCAAAGAUGUUCUUUGGGUCUCCUGUGAAUUUCUGAAAAAACUGAAGCCUGACAUACUGCAAGAUAAUAAAUUGGUGACGCUGUACCUGACAAUGCUGAUAACAUUCACUGACACAUCAACGUGGAAAAUCAUCAGAGGAAAGGGGGAGGCCCUCAAGCCUGCUUUAAACAGGAUUUGUGAGAACAUCAUGGGACAUCUCAAUCAGAAGGGCUUCUACUCUGUUCUUCAGAUUCUACUUACAAAUGGAUUGGCAAGAUCCAGACCUUCCCUUUCCAAAGGAACCCUCACGGCCAUUUUUACGCUGUCACUCAGGCCAGUUGUCGCUGCACAUUUCUCAGACAACCUGCUGAGGUCUUUCCUCCUCCACAUCAUGUCUGUUCCAGCGUUCAUCUCGCACCUCAACACUCUCACUCCUGAUUGUAUGGUCACCAUCCAGACCCAUGACCUCUUUCGCAAGUUUGUCUUGUUUUUAAGCCGAGAAGAGCAGUGUUUGGAUAUCUGUGUGUGUCUGGAGGGAAGCCACACUCUGUGCUUACUGGGUAACCUCAUUCAGCUGGGAUACUUUAAUGUAAAAGUUUUAGAGCAGGAAGCGGGUCACUUUGUCAAGGAUCUGACAGAUAUGUUGUCAUACUGUCAGAGAUAUGUGUCUCAGAAGAAAUCCAAUCUCACACACUGGCACCCAGUGUUGGGCUGGUUCUCCCAGACUGUUGACUAUGGGCUUAAUGAGUCUAUGCCGUUGGUAACAAAGCAGUUACAGUGUUUGUGGGGAGUUCCAGUGAUCUGCACACUCUUCUGUGACGUUCUCAGCAAAAAGCUAGAAACUCAAGAUCCCACCCCACCACCCUCUCUUCAGCCAAGCUCAUUACAGAAUAACUUACCCGUCAAAAAUCUGUUCAAGAGAGCGUUCCAAAAGUCUGCGUCUGUGCGGAACAUCCUGAAACCGGUCGGGGGGAAGCGUGUGGAUUCAGCUGAGGUCCAGAAGGUGUGCAGUAUUUGUGUGUUGUAUCAGACGGCCCUCACCACGCUCACACAAAUCCGCCUGCAGAUUCUCACAGGACUGACGUACCUGGAUGAACUGCUGCCUAAGCUGUGGGCAUUUAUCUGUGAGCUUGGCCCUCAGGGGGGGCUACGACUCUUCAUGGAGUGUCUCAAUAAUGACACAGAAGAGUCCAAACAGCUCCUGGCCAUGCUGAUGCUCUUCUGUGAUUGUUCUAGACAUCUCAUCACAAUCCUGGAUGACAUAGAGGUGUAUGAGGAGCAGAUUUCUUUUAAAAUGGAAGAGCUUGUCACCAUCUCCUCGUUCCUCAACACAUUUGUGUUCAAGAUGAUCUGGGAUGGUAUUUUAGAGAAUACCAAAGGGGAGAAGCUGGACCUAUUCCACAGUGUUCACGGCUGGCUGAUGGUUCUGUAUGAGCGGGAUUGUCGCAGGAGAUUCACGCCUGAAGAUCACUGGCUCCGCAAAGACCUGAAGCCUAGCCUGUUGUUCCAGGAGCUGGAGAAAGGCAAAAAAAGGGCACAGCUGCUACUUCAGUACAUUCCUCAUGUCAUCCCACACAAAAAUAGGGUGCUGCUGUUCCGGAACAUUGUGACAAAAGAGAAAGAGAGUCUUGGAUUGGUGGAAACAAGCUCCGCCUCUCCACAUGUGACUCAUAUAACCAUUCGACGCUCACGCAUGUUGGAGGAUGGUUAUGAUCAGCUGCGGCGUCUACCUGUCAAUUCCAUUAAGGGGGUGAUCCGCGUGAAGUUUGUGAAUGAUUUAGGAGUGGAUGAGGCUGGAAUUGACCAGGAUGGUGUGUUUAAGGAGUUUUUAGAAGAGAUCAUCAAGAAGGUUUUCAACCCAGCGCUCAAUCUAUUUAAGACCACCAGUGGGAAUGAGAGAUUAUACCCCUCCCCAACCUCCAGCAUCCAUGAGAACCACCUUCAGCUGUAUGAAUUUGUUGGAAAGAUGCUGGGAAAGGCCAUGUAUGAAGGCAUCGUGGUGGAUGUGCCUUUUGCCUCUUUUUUCCUCAGUCAGGUUCUAGGUCACCAUCACAGCACCUUCUAUAGCUCCAUAGACGAGCUGCCCUCCCUCGACUCAGAGUUCUACAAAAACCUCACCUCUAUCAAGCGUUACGAUGGGGACGUCAGUGAUCUGGGCCUGACUUUAUCCUACGAUGAAGAGGUUAUGGGGCAGUUAGUCUGUCAUGAGCUAAUUCCUGGUGGAAAGACUAUGUCUGUCACUAAUGAAAACAAGAUCAGCUACAUCCACCUGAUGGCCCACUUCCGCAUGCACACCCAGAUCAAGGAGCAGACGGCAGCAUUCAUCAGGGGCUUCCGUAGCAUCAUCAACCCAGAGUGGCUGCACAUGUUCUCCACCCCUGAGGUCCAGAGGCUCAUCUCUGGAGACAACGCUGAGAUAGACCUGGAUGAUCUCAAGAAGCACACUGUGUACUAUGGAGGUUUCCAUAGCAGCCACAGAGUCAUUCUUUGGCUGUGGGACAUUCUCUCCAGUGACUUCUCCCCUGAGGAGAGAGCCAUGUUCCUGAAGUUUGUUACCAGCUGCUCAAGACCUCCUCUGCUCGGUUUUGCCUACCUCAAACCCCCUUUCUCAAUCCGCUGUGUGGAAGUAUCUGACGAUCAGGACACAGGUGACACUUUAGGAAGUGUUCUCCGUGGAUUUUUCACCAUCCGUAAGAAGGAGCCAGGCGGUCGCCUCCCUACAUCCUCCACUUGUUUCAACCUACUCAAGCUGCCCAACUACAGCAAGAAGAGCAUCCUCAGAGACAAACUCCGCUACGCAAUCAGCAUGAACACUGGCUUUGAGCUUUCAUAACCCAUGCUGGUUUAUUCUACAUGUACAAACACAAACAUCUACAAACAUGAACAUCAGCAAGACUGGCGGUGGCACACAGAGGUUGAAGUAGGAGACGUUACAAAAUUACAAUCUUGCUUUAUUGGCAUUGUGGCCUUCAAUUAAGGCUCUUGACCUUGAGUUCCUCAAUUUUUCCAUCAAUGGCUACUCUGUCUUGUUCACCAAAUGGAAAGUGAAUAAAGAAAUGAACUAACUUCAUAAAAUAGUAGAACUGAGCUAAACGUAUCAAGUCAAACUUAGAGACUCUUUGAGGAGCUCAACCAUAGAAGUAUAUUAGUGUGUACAAACAUUACCUUCAGAAAAGUUUUUGAACCACUUGAAGAUCCAUAUUUAGUGUUACGUUCUUCUUUUUUUAGCAUUUGAAGCCAAAAGAGCUCCAAACGCCUUAUACAAUCAGUUUAAAACCAGCUCAAUUUAAUGUCUUCAAGUCAGGAUUCUUCUGACUCUUUCUUCAGUGAAACCUGUCAAUCGGAGACCGAGAAACUGAACUCAGUGUCUGCAUGCAAAGUAACUCCAAAACUAAAUCUGGUUUUGUCUUUAUUGGCUUAUAAGCACUGUGGCCAUUUGUUGAUGAACACUCCUAAACCUCCUUUUAAAGUUACAGCAGAUACAAUGAUGGAUGUAAAGAUCUACAGAAAACAGUUCAGCUUUGUCUCUCAGGUCUCCGUGUCUCACUCCCCCAGGAAGGGAACAGGAAAGCAAUACUAACGCAAUGCAAGCCAUGCAACUCAAGACACAAAGGAGGCUUUUGCCUGUUUGUACGGCAAAUGCUUUCAAACCCACAGCGCACUACACUUCUGCUGGACUUGAGGACAGAGCGUUGAGAGGAAACCCAGCCCUGUUGAUUGACUUCAGUGAGACCGAGCCAGCAGUAUGUCAGAUAAGAGAUGUCCCUGCAGAGAUGCACCUUUUCCUUUCCUGCUUUCUCAUGAUAUACACUACAGGGCCCUGACCCAGAAUGCAUCAUGGUGACAUUUCGUUUCGCUCAUUAUAUUAUACUCAUUAUUCUGCUCAUGCUUUUCAUCUCUAACACUGUCUUAAUGUCAAACUAAUACAGGCAAGAAUGAAACCACUAAAAGGAAUUUUACUCCAGCUUGGAAGUAACCAAUCAUCACAUGACAAAUUGCUCUCCCUGUCAUCUACUAACUCUCUGGCCAUCUUUGCGGUGUAUACUGGAAUUAAGCCAUACGGUGAAGACGACUAGCUAUCAAACCAGCUCUUGUAGGGAGGUUUUUUUUUCUUUCUUAAAGGGAGAGUGUUACAGUGACUUCCCUGAAAGGUCAAUGGGCUCAAUGGAAUAUCACGAAUUGUUAUUCCAAGUGGACAAAAAAAAAAUCUCCCUUUGCAUGAUUUCACUGGACGAUUCAAACGAUUCCAUGUCUGUGUCAAACAGGUCAGAGUCUGCUGUUGACAUUGUUGUGUUGUUUCUUUUCUUUUUCUUUUUCUUUGUCAUAAAGAAGGUUAGGGUCUAUCUGUUAAGAACCCCCCCCCCCCCCCCCCCCCACACACACACACACACACAAAAUCUAAAGGACAAACAUUCAGAAAAUAUGUUUUGCAAAAAGAAAGUGAAGCCUAUUUUUUAGGUACAUCAAGAUUUAAAUUGACCAUCAAGAAAACAAAUUUACAUCCAUUAAAUAUAUAUUAUUAAAACAAAUUAUUUAAGUAUAUUAUUUAUAUUAAAUUGAAAUUACAGUUUUAAGCAUACAUCAUGGUAGUAUUUGUUGUACUACAUUAAAUACAUUUUUAUUAAGUCAUUGUAUCCAGAUAAUAUUUUGGGAUAUAGUGCUUGUAUUUAGUGAGGCUUUAUUUUGUUAAUGCAAAAUAUAUUUUUUUAUUUGGUUUUCUUUUGAUUUUGGUGUGAAUUAUGACCUGGACAUUUCUUCAUGUGAUUUGCCCUUGGUUUCAGGUCUCUAAAAAGCUGUAAACGGCUGUAGUUAUUCCAGAAUAUAUAUGCAAACCCCUCUUCCCUUGUAUGCAGUAUAUGCAAAAUGAUACAGUUAACCUACCAUUAUCUGUCUGCCCCCCUCUCCCAGCUCUUCGUAAAUCAAGGCAUGAAAGUAUCUUCUGAUGUAUAGAGACAUUUGUAGUUGUGAAAAAUGGCUUUAAGCUCAUGUAACUUCCUUUUGUAUGCAUUUACUGUUAAUGUUAAGUUAUAAAUGUAUUGUCCUAAUGCACAAGGGCUUAGGUUGUGUCCCAUAGCAAAGUUUGGUAUUUAACUUAACUGACAUUAACAUGCUAUUCCCUUUGAAAGAUGUUCAAGUUGGUGUUGUGGAUGAGGAAUGUGUUUGGCAUAAUGCUGUAAAUGCAAAAAUAUUCAGAUUAAUGAAGAGUUUUUAUGGACUGUGCUAUGUAUGGUGAAAUGGCUCACCUGAAUUUCAUGAUGUCACAGAAUCUUGCUCUCUCUCUCUCUCUCUCUCUCUAAGAUAGGGAUGCAACAACCUUUAAAGUGUCUAAUCUCUUUUCAUUUGCCUGAUGAAGAAGUGUCUUUUGAAUUUGGUUGCACUACAUGAACUGCAGGUUGUUAUAUACACAGUAUAUUACAAAAGCAAUGGCAUUGUAAAGUUAUCCAUGUGUACAGUAAAAUUUCCUCUGUAAAAUGUAGACUUAUUUGUCGAUCAACCAUGUAAACAUUUGGAUAUCCAAAUCUUAAAACUUUACUAAACAACAAAAAAUGUCUUCUGUCAUUUUGUAUUAGAUUAU